This is a messenger RNA of Rosa chinensis, 2777 nucleotides long. Its product is annotated as G-type lectin S-receptor-like serine/threonine-protein kinase At1g61500. Gene Ontology annotation, biological process: recognition of pollen; protein phosphorylation. The record is from RefSeq and is a predicted model, not a curated record. Gene Ontology annotation, molecular function: ATP binding; protein serine/threonine kinase activity. Lineage: Eukaryota; Viridiplantae; Streptophyta; Magnoliopsida; Rosales; Rosaceae. The transcript has 7 exons. The coding region runs from base 89 to 2521 and encodes 810 amino acids.
GCCAUGACUUUUGAAGCAUUUCUACGCUGAGUUCUGUGAAAAAGAAAAUAUUUGACAUUGUUCUUCUGCAAAACAUAUUGGGGUAGGGAUGCAACUGGGUGGUGUUACUUUGUUUUUCUUAUUCAUCUUCAGUUUGCUUCCUUCACAGUAUGGCGCUGAAGUAUAUAACAUAACUCCUUCACGCCCAUUAGCAGAGGGACAAACUCUAGUCUCUCCUGGCCUAAGAUUUGAACUGGGCUUCUUCAAUCCUAAUAGUUCUGCCAAUAAGUAUGUGGGCUUGUGGCACAAAAGUAUAUAUCCCCGUAAAUAUGUGUGGGUGGCUAACAGAGAUAAUCCUCUUGCGGCUAGAGACACCUUCGUUAGUUUGAGAAUUGGCAGCAGCGGGAGUCUGGAGCUUGUAGAUGGGAAACAGAUUUCUGUCUGGUCCGCCAAUAUAUCCAAUUGUUCAUCUGCAGUUCUCUUGGAUAAUGGAAACUUUGUUGUCAAAGAUGAUAUGGGAGCUCAUAUGUGGGAGAGUUCCAAUAAUCCGAGCGACUCACUUCUGCCAAGCAUGGUGGGAAAACAGAUUUUCUUGACAUCUUGGAGAAGUGAUAAUGAUCCAUCAACGGGGAUAUUCAAGGCCGGAUAUUCAGCAGAGUUGCCAUCACAAUCAUUCAUUUGGAUUAAUGGAUCUAUUCCCUACUGGAGAAGUGGGCCUUGGGAUCAAUCAAAGUAUAUUGGUGUGACACCGGGAACAAGGUAUAACUCUUACAGUUUUAACAAAAUUCCAAGUGACAAAAUUUUUAUAUAUAUAGACAUAUCUUCAGAAGGAGUACUCAGGACAAUGUUUUCAGAAAGUGGGAAGAACUGGUAUCUUGACUGGGAGUCAUGGAAAAGCCCAUGCGAUAAUUAUGGCGCCUGUGGACCUUUUGGGGUUUGCACAGCUUCUGACUCUCCAAUCUGCAAGUGUUUGAAAGGGUUUAUACCCAAGUCAAAUGAAGAAUGGAGCAAAAGAAACUGGAGCGGAGGUUGUGUGAGACGAACGAAUUUGUCUUGUGAGACUAACACAAAUGAUUCAGUCUCAUCAAAAGGAAAAGAUGGGUUUUUGAAGUUGGAAAGAGUGAAAGUACCCGAUUUUCAUGAAUAUCUGAAUUCUGUGUCUCUAGACAAGCUCGAGGACUGCAAGAUACAGUGCCUGAGUAAUUGUUCUUGCCUGGCUUAUGCAUAUGUUGAUACCAUAGGGUGUUUAGUCUGGUCUAAAGACCUUAUUGAUAUGCAGAAGUUUCCAUCUCUUGGAGAAGAUCUUUACAUCCGCCUAGCACCCUCAGAACUAUAUGAAGAAAAGCCGAUAAAGUUAAUUGCCAGCCUUACAGCUAUUGGAUUUAUGAGUAUCUUGAUUGCAAUAGUCUUCAGUUUGCACAGGUGGCGUGCCAACCAAAAGCGACACGUUGGAUUAACAGCAUGGCGCUUGGAAACAACUAGUAUGAUUAAGAUUCAAAGAGAUGGUCUUCGAGAAUAUAUGGGACAACAUGAUUUCCCGGAGCUAAAGAUAUAUGAUUUUGAUAGCAUAUCAAUCGCCACGGACAACUUCAACAUAACAAACAAACUCGGUCAAGGAGGCUUUGGCCCAGUUUAUAAGGGGAUGCUACCGGAAGGGAAGGAAAUAGCAGUAAAAAGACUAUCCAGUAGCUCAAGACAAGGAGUUGAAGAGUUCAAGAAUGAGAUGUUGUUGAUCUCCAAUCUUCAACACAAAAACCUUGUUAGGAUGAUGGGUUGCUGUGUUAAAGAGAAUGAGAAGUUACUGAUCUACGAGUUCAUGCCAAACAAAAGCUUGGAUACUUUUCUAUAUGAUCUGACGAAGAGAGCAAUGCUUGAUUGGGCUUCACGCUUUAAUAUUAUUCAGGGUGUUGCUAGAGGGCUUCUUUAUCUCCAUCAUGAUUCCUAUGUGAAGGUGAUACAUAGAGAUUUAAAAGUCAGUAACAUUCUCUUAGAUGAGAGAUUGAAUCCAAAAAUCUCAGAUUUUGGAUUGGCACGCAUGGUUGAAGAAACACAAGGUCUAGAAAAUACUCAGAAGGUUGUUGGAACACGUGGCUAUAUGUCUCCAGAGUAUGCCAUGGGUGGGAUAUUUUCUGAAAAAUCUGAUGUCUACAGCUUUGGAGUCCUGGUAUUAGAGAUUAUAAGCAGCAAGAAGAAUACCAGCUUCUAUUUUUAUGACCAACAACUAGGCUUCCUUGCCUAUGCAUGGAAGUUGUGGAAUGAAGGCAGGGCGUUGGAGUUUGUAGAUGAAGUAUUGGGUGAUUCAUAUUCCUCAUCUGAAGUAAUGAGAUGUGUGCAUGUUGGGCUUCUUUGUGUACAGGACAAUGCUGCGGAUAGACCAACCAUGACGGAUGUAGCUUCAAUUCUAAGCAGCGAGAAAGAUGGUCCACAUCCGAAGAGGCCUGUAUUCACUAUCCAAAACUCAGUUUAUCAUCCUGGACCAUACUAUGAAAAUACAAAUUCCUCAAAAAAUGAAGCUAGCAUUACAAUAAUUGAAGGACGGUAAGCAACAACAAAUUGGUACAUCGCAAUGCAAUGCCUUUUGGUGAUUCUCAAGGGGUUCUUGUACAUAUUGAAGGCUUUCUAGUUGGUAGUAUGUGGAAGUCUUUUUCGUUUAGAAGAUGCUCCAAAAGUCUAUAUUGAUGCUUUUACAAAUUUUAUGCACAAAAUAUUAAGUAUGCACUUGGUGAUACCAUUUUUAUGUAGUCUAAUACUUUUUGCUUUAUUUUGUGUUGUUUUAAUUUUUUAUCUUUUGAUGGAAC